Molecule: messenger RNA, 1294 nt
Organism: Microplitis mediator
Lineage: Eukaryota; Metazoa; Arthropoda; Insecta; Hymenoptera; Braconidae
Exons: 3
Coding region: 153-1292 (379 amino acids)
Source: RefSeq, a predicted model, not a curated record
AAUUGUUAUCUUUUAAACAUUAUAGUAACAAGUAACGUCUGCAGUUGAUUUUUAGCCAGGUAUCUGAUACCUGUUUAAUAACUAGUAUAAUUUGUCUGAAAAAUUUUAAUAAUUUUAAGCAUUAUUAAUUAAUUAUAAUAUUGUUAAUAAAAAUGGCGAUAAAAGGUUAUUUAACGGCUAUCACAUUAGCAGUGGUUUCAAUAUUCCUUGCCAGUUUUAUUGAUUUUAAUACUAUCACCGAAAAUUUUAAUUUUAUGAAAAAAAACCCAGAAGGACCCAUUACUACAAAUAAUGAUGUUAAUCAGCAGUAUGAAAAUGAUAAACAUGUUAAAUUGAAUAAUGAUAGAGUAAUAUCAGUGAAUAAAGAAUCACCCAGUAUAAAAAAAAAUGAAAUUUUAUAUAACAACGAAAACUUAAAACAUGAUAAGAAGAAUUCCGAAUCAAGUAGCAGUUCUACAGUUAUUACUGAUAAACAUAUAAUCAGCGACAGUUUAUCAUUAUCAAAGCAUGAUACGGAUACUAAGAUUGAUAAACCAAUUAAUGCUCACAGUGGUAGCAGUAACAGCGGGAGCAGUAACAGCAGCAGCAGCAGCAGCAGUUCAUUUAAUAUUGAUAACUUAUCAAAUACUAAUGUCCCAAAAAAUUCAGACACUAACAAAAACAACAACGACAAGAUGAAUAAUAACAAUAAUAAAAAUGAACAUAACAACGAAAACAACCACAAUAUCAAUAAUAACAAUAAAAUCAACCAUAAUAGUAACAACAUUAACAAUAAUAACAAUCUUAACAAUAAUGACAUUGUGAAAAAAAACAACAACAUAAAUAUCGACAAUAACAACAUAAAAAAAAACAACAUCAAUAUUAACAAUAAUGAUAACAAUAACAGAAACGAUAAUAUUAAUCAAAACAACAAAAAUAAUGAAAAUGAUAAAAAUAACAACAUUAACAUCGAAAAGAGCAAAUACAACAACAAUGCUAACAGAAUUAUUAAUGACAAUAAAAAUUCCGCUGAUAAAAAUUAUGAAAAUAAUCAAAAAAAUCCUGAAAAGAUCAGCAGUAGUCAUUCGAGUAAGAGUUUUGAAAAUUCCGAUAUACACAUGCAUAGAACAAACGAGAAUUCACGUCCUCAACAGCAUGCAAUAAAUAAUAAAGUUAGUGAACCAAUAAAUACUAGUGGAAGUAGUAGUAGCAGCAGCAGCAGUAGCUCAUCAAAUAUCGACAGCUCAUUAAAUACUCGUAGUUCAACUAACAACAAUAAUAAUAAUAAUAACAACAAAAAUCCUAAUAAUUAAUC